Messenger RNA from Lacerta agilis (Sand lizard), 2869 nucleotides. It is a transcript of the gene TMPRSS2, whose product is annotated as transmembrane serine protease 2. The coding region runs from base 56 to 1525 and encodes 489 amino acids. Gene Ontology annotation, biological process: protein autoprocessing. The record is from RefSeq and is a predicted model, not a curated record. Lineage: Eukaryota; Metazoa; Chordata; Lepidosauria; Squamata; Lacertidae. Gene Ontology annotation, molecular function: protein binding; serine-type endopeptidase activity. Gene Ontology annotation, cellular component: membrane. The transcript is spliced from 14 exons.
CCCGUCGCCUCAGGCUUAUCAGAAACUUGCAAAAGACGAACUGCUGAGAAUCAAGAUGGAAUCUGAUUCAAGGCCACCUCCGUAUUAUGAAAAUUUUGCCUAUCAGCCAGAAAAUGCAGCUUCUGAAAGGUGGCUCGGUGGCUAUCACAUGUAUCCACGAUACCCACCUCCGUAUUAUCCUCCAUCAGUGCCACAUUACGUCCCCAGAAUUUCUACUCAUGAGUCAGCUCCAGUGCCAACAAUAGCACAACCAAAGUCUACAAAAAUCUGCACGCCAAGACUCAGGAAAAUAUUGUUACUCAUUCUAGCCAUUGCAAUACUGCUAAUAGGGGCUGCAAUUGCAUGUGUUCUCAUCUGGUUUUUCGUGACAGACAGUUGUUAUGGCUCCAAGAUACGGUGUGGCACUCUGGGAGUUUGUGUGUCACCAUCUCAGUGGUGCGAUGGAGUAAACGAUUGCCCUAAUGGUGAAGAUGAAAAUCGUUGUGUUAGGCUUUAUGGACCAGAUUUUCUCCUGGAAGUUUAUUCAUCUAAAAGCAAAAAAUGGUACCGUGUUUGCUAUGAUGAUUGGAAUGAAGAACAUGGAAAGACUGCCUGUGAGGAUUUGGGUUAUAACUUGAACACACAUUUCAGGAGCAAGGCAUUACCGCUCAUCACUGACUCUAGGGGCUUUAUGAGGUUGAAUAAAAGUGCUGUGGACACAGACUUGCAUAAAAAAUUGUAUAACAGUGAUCAGUGUCCAUCACUACAGAUGGUUUCUCUGAGAUGUAUAGAGUGUGGCACUUCCAGUAAAGUUUGGAAUCCUCGAAGCAGAAUUGUGGGCGGAACCGCUGCCUCCCCUGGUGAGUGGCCAUGGCAAGUCAGCCUUCAUAUACAGAACAUUCAUCUAUGUGGAGGGUCCAUUAUCACUCCUGAAUGGAUAGUAACUGCAGCUCACUGUGUAGAUGGGGCACAUUCUCAUCCAUUUGACUGGACAGUUUAUUCUGGGAUCAUGACACAGCAAGAAAUGUAUCCUCGAAGGGGCUACAAAGUAGCCAAAAUAAUUUCUCAUCCAAACUAUGAUUCAGCUACUAAAAAUAAUGAUGUUGCCCUUAUGAAGUUACAGACUCGUCUACCUUUAGAUGAGUUUACAAGUCCAGUUUGUUUGCCCAACCCUGGAAUGAUGUUUCAGCCUGACCAACAAUGUUGGAUAUCUGGAUGGGGAGCAAAAUUCCAGAGAGGUAACACUUCAAAAGAACUGAAUGCAGCAAUAGUACCUCUGAUAGACUCAGCUAUAUGUAAUAAUAGGCUUAUCUAUGAUGGACUCAUUUUGCCUACCAUGUUCUGUGCUGGAUACUUAGAAGGAAAGGUGGAUUCUUGUCAGGGUGACAGUGGUGGUCCAUUGGUAACUCGGAAGAAUGAUUUGUGGUGGUUAGUGGGUGACACCAGUUGGGGAACGGGCUGUGCUAGCAGAUUCAAACCUGGAGUUUAUGGUAAUAUGACGGUAUUUGCAGACUGGAUUUACAGAAAUAUGCAGGCAAACAGAUGAUGAUAUUCAGCCAUCUACCCCUGCCCUCCGUGGAAUGAAGGGUUCCCCUGGUGUAUCUGAUUGCUUCCAAUGGCUUUCUUGGUCGUCUUCAUUCCUGUACUAAGCGACUCUUGGGACCUAAACACUUGAUAAUUCUGAAUGCUUGCAAAGUAUUUGGUGCCAUUUGCACUGUGACUGUCUUAAUAUCAAGCUGUGUAGGUUUAACAAGAUUCUCUUUCCUUCAGUGUAGGUGCCCCUGGUCACUAUCACUCCCUUACCAACUUGCUAAACUUUUCUUCAUUUUGGAGGAUUCACAGCCAGUUUGUUUUUUUUAGUUUUAUUAUAAAUCAUAUUUAUAAAUUGCUGUUACUGCUGUCUUUGGAUUAGCACAGCAUCUUGUUGGUUUUAGUUUAACUUUUAAUAUAUUAUUAUCUGGGCUGCUGGCUAGCCCAGUUUUCCAAGAUUGAGGGUAAAUGUCUUACUGUAACAUGUGAAGAGACCUUCUCCAAUACUCUAGUACUACUGAGAGAUGAAUAAUACUUUUCCAUUAUCUUCUGGUCAGGUACCUUUAAUUCCUUGUGCUCUGUAUAGGUAUUAUAUUGAUUCUGAAAUCAAGUGUAUGUUCAGGUUUAUACUGGAUUCCUCCCCUCCUUCCAAUAUGAAGAUAUCAAGAGUUUGGUUCAGAAAAUGGGAAAACCUUGAAUUUUAUUUUGUUAGAAUAUUCCCAGGUCGUAUCUGAUGCAUAAGGAUAAAACAACUACCGAGCUUCAGUAAACAACCAACUGGAUAUGUUGUUUAGAGGCUGCAGACAGUAGCUAGGGAACAAUUCCAACAGUUUUCCCAAUCUCUUUCCUGAGCAAAGACUAAAUACACUCUUGUGACUAUUUAUUACAUGUUGUAAUGCUGCUGUUACCACUUAAUCUUCAGCUACCUCAUUUUGUAAGAGAGCAGCAAAAUUUAUCUAUUAAGCAGGGAUUUUUUUACAAUUAAGAUUUACAGUUUUAACAAUGAAUUCAGAAACAAAUAUGGAAUGUGUAACAGCAAUAAAAUCUGGCAAACUGGACUUCUGAUUCUCAUGGACUGAAAUUACCAAACUGCUGCUACUGAACUGCACUUUUUUUUAAAUUAAGAAAUGUGCAUGUUACCGCAGCAACUUUUAUUUCAGGGUUUGCCAAUAAAGUUGGGUAGUAAUGAGCCACUCAAAUCAUCAUUUAAAGACAUCCUGAUAAUACUAUGAAUAUAAAUCUUGCUGAAUUGUUAAAUAGUUGUGCCACUAUUUUAAGUAGCAAAUAUUUCUUUACUUCAGAACUGAAAUACAACAUGUAUCUUAUGUACAAAUAACUUAAAUAAAUUUUUUACUCUCUU